Molecule: messenger RNA, 5179 nt
Organism: Podarcis muralis (Common wall lizard)
Lineage: Eukaryota; Metazoa; Chordata; Lepidosauria; Squamata; Lacertidae
Gene: ARL4C
Product: ARF like GTPase 4C
Molecular function (GO): GTPase activity; GTP binding
Source: RefSeq, a predicted model, not a curated record
GCAGCCCCUCCCUUCGCCGCUCUCCGGCUGGGCGUGGGACUGCGCGCUACGGAGGGAGGCGGGAGGAGGGCUUUGAUGGAUUGAACUGCAGUUGCGGGGCUGGAGGCUGGCAAGGAGCCGCUGGGAGCGCGCGCGGUCGGGGCUUCCUCCCGGGCGCCUCGUCGGGGAAGCGGAGCGGGGAAGGAGGCCUCUUCCCUCGGGAAGGGGGGCAGAACCCAGGAGGAAGAGGAGGAGGGCGCCGCCGCCGCUGCUGCUUCCCGCCUGAAAAAUGAAUGAAUGGGCCGGGAGGCGCAGCUGAACCGGAGCCCCGAGUCUCUCCGCCUCCCUCGCGGGUGGAAGGUCUCGCCGGCGAGCCGCCUUUGUUCGGCGCUCGGCAGGGCUGCGGAGUCAUGAGCGCCGCCGGCGGCCGCCGCCGCUCGGAGCCGGGCGCGUGGUGAGAAGGCGCCGCCGGAGCGAGGCCAGGCUCGCCUCCCCGCCAGAUCCGGGAGGAAGCUGCGCCCGGCGCAGGAGGCUCUUUCGGCGAGGAGCCGGCGCUCCGUCCCCCCGUGCGUCCGCGGCGCCAUGGGGAACAUCUCCUCCAACAUCUCCGCCUUCCAAUCGCUGCACAUCGUCAUGCUGGGCUUGGACUCGGCGGGCAAAACCACGGUGCUGUACCGGCUCAAAUUCAACGAGUUCGUCAACACGGUGCCCACCAUCGGCUUCAACACGGAGAAGAUCAAGCUGAGCAACGGCUCGGCCAAGGGCAUCAGCUGCCACUUCUGGGACGUGGGCGGCCAGGAGAAGCUGCGCCCGCUCUGGAAGUCCUACAGCCGCUGCACCGACGGCAUCAUCUACGUGGUGGACUCGGUGGACGUGGACCGGCUGGAGGAAGCCAAGACGGAGCUGCACAAAGUCACCAAGUUCGCCGAGAACCAGGGCACCCCCUUGCUGGUCAUCGCCAACAAGCAGGACCUGCCCAAGUCGCUGCCGGUGGCGGAGAUCGAGAAGCAGCUGGCGCUGCACGAGCUGACCCCGGCCACCACCUACCACGUCCAGCCCGCCUGCGCCAUCAUCGGCGAGGGGCUCACCGAAGGCAUGGACAAACUCUACGAGAUGAUCCUCAAGCGCAGAAAGUCCCUCAAGCAGAAGAAAAAGCAACGGUAGACCAGGAAACCCGGACGGAGCUUGAUCUCCUGGCUUGACACGUCCCUUACGGAGCAUCAGAUGAAUGCCUGGGCCCAUCCACCUCUCCAUGCUUUCCCAGACCCCUUCCGUUUGCUUCCCCAUUAAGAGGCAGGGUAUCGUUUUCGUGUUGGCUGGCACUUGGGAUGCAGGUCAGAUCUGCGCAUGUCCGCUUCCCCCUCCCGCUGCGAAGCCGCCAUGAGCCCGAGGCAGAGGAGGGAGCCUCGCCUGAGUUUUCCCAUUCUAGCAGGACUAGAAUACAGGCGAGGACCACAUGGUUUUAUCAGCUGCUUCCGUCCCUGUGGACUAACCCACACAACGCAUACCCUUGUUGAAAUUCCUCUGGAAGGUGUCUUUUUAACUAGAUCUGGAUAUAUGUAAUGGGAGAUGAAAGCCAGAAGGCUGGAUAGCGCAGGGCAGGACCCUGUUUCAUCUGGAUUAAAGUUUGUGCUGCCAUCUCAGGAUCUCGGUAGAAGCCCAAGGUGAUGUGUGCAUGAAGAACUAGACUUAAGAAAUACUGCUUGAUAGGGGAAAGAUGCUGUGGUUGGGAGGAGAAAAACUGAUGCAGAUGAAAGUACAUAUUCAGUGUAUAUUGCUUCACUGGCUCAUUGAAGCCAGCCUUUGUGGAAACUGGUUUUCAGUCUUAAGAUAGACAUCUCCAAGGUAUUUAUGGUCUGGCAUUGUGUCGGGUUCUUAUUACCACAGUCCACAUGAUGCGGUGCUACUUCCUGGAGUGACGUGUGUUUCGAGAAAAGUGUCCCUGCCAUUUCAGUUGGGUGUGAGGGUGUGCAGCAGUGCCUGAAAGCGGGGGGGGGGGGGGCAAGGAGGACAGCCCUUUAGGCUCCGUUCAGAACGCAACACCCAUGUACUGCUGUGUUAAAAGAGAAUUCUGUAUGUUGAUUGUGUGUUGAUGCACUUGAAAUGUAAAAUCUUGAGCUGCCUGGAUCUUUGGUGACCUGCGGCUGCUGCCUGGUGCUGUGUUCUAAGCAUUAUGCUAACAGAUUUUAUUAUCUUUUCAUAACCAGUCUAUACACUGUAGCAAUAACCAGGAAAACAUUUUCUCAAUCAUACUUUCUUACUGUAACAUUUGACUGCAGACAUCCCACCCCUUCUUCACUAAAUCCAAUCAGACUUAAAUACUCUGACUGGCCUUUCAAUCUAUUAGUGCAUCAUUCUGGUGAUUUUCAUGAACCAGAGGCCCAGCUCACUGCAGCAAUGAGAAGCAUUGGGUUGUGGGAGGAAGCCCAAAGACACUUUGACUAAGCUGAUGAAGUACAAAGAAGGAUUCCGUACCAAGUGGAUAUUCUGAAGAGAACAAAUAUUUUGUGUAAGCGAGAGAACUGCCCCCCGGGCUGACAAGUCACCUCAAUGGGUGGAAUUCUAAGUUCCAUCAGUGUAAGCAUUUGAGUUUGCCGGACCCUCCUCUCACUGUUCUGAGGGGGUUCUCUCAAUCGAGUAGAUUUGCAGGGAGGGGGAAGGGGGAAAUCCCAAUUCCUCUAGUGUGAGAACCUGUGCAGGGCUCCCAAACAAGAGAAUGGUUAGAUGAAUCCUGGCCAUUUUUUCUUUUUCAAUCCAUGGUUAGUUGUGCUGCUAAGCAUAAAGAAAAUGGCAAGAAUACUCUCCCCUUGUAGGAUUCCUGUGGAUUUCUGCAGUCCAGGAGAAAUUGGUAUUGUUUACAUGGGUUCUCAUCCUGCAAAACUAACAGUGCCAUCCUAUACGUGUCUCUACAGAAGUAAGACCCAUGAAAUAAAUGGGAUUUUCUCCACGGUAUUGCAGGUAACAGGAUUGCAGACCCUUGGAAUUCCAUGGGACUCCCUUCUAAAUAGGCAUGUAUAGGAUUGCACUGUAGGGCUGCAGCUAUAGUCAUACAGUUGUACCUCUUGUUACGUCAGCCUCCAGCUGCAUUUUUUCAGGAUACGAAUGUGGCAAACCCGGAAGUGUAUACUUCCAGGUUUUGCCGCAUGCACAGAAGCGCUCUGUGCACCUCGCACAUGCGCAGAAGUGGCACUCUAGUUGCAGACCUUUCUGGGUGUGAACAGCACCCCAGAACGGAUUGAGUCCAUAACUAGAGGUACCACUGUAUUUUACUUCAGAGCAAGUUCAUUUAGUUCAGUGGUAUUUACAUCUGAGCAAACAUGCAUAGACUCAGGUAUGCACACUUAACUUGGGAGCAAGGACCACUGAGCAUGGACCUCUGAGUGAACAUGCCUAGGAUCAGGCUGCACAGCCAGUGAUGAUACAGUAAGACUAUCAGGAAAACAGACUCAUGAGAAGUUGGGAAGGGAAUUUGAUCAUCUUUCCUAGAAUGGUUAUUAUAAAGGCUUUGCGUGACAAGCCCCUUUGUGCAUUAAAAAGCCUGUAAAAAAGAAAGCUUACAUGCCACAUGAGAGAGUUACACCUGUGGUUCACUGAUUUUAGCUUACUUAACUUCUGGAGCUAUGAUUAUCUGUUUUCUGCUUUAAAAUGUCCCAGAAACAGCAACAGAAGAAGCCUAAAUUGCCAAAGGAAGAGGAGAAAGGGGAUCUAAUAAAUGAUUUCCCCCUUUCACAGCAAGCUUACUUGAAAGGUCUUUGUAGGAAUCCAUGUAGGAAUUGCCAACUUUUUUUCUUGCAGGGCUUCUGAACCUUUUUACAGCUGCAUACUAGGUAAAUAUUCAGAAAGCCAAGUUCUUGGGUUUGUUCCCACUGUUGUAAUUUCAUGUUAGAAAAAGUUUUACCUGCUGAAUGUUUGCCUAUUGUGCAACUGUUUAGGGUACAGGAGCCCUGUUAGAUAAGAGGUUAGCUGGUAACCUCUGCAGUCAAGUAUUACUUACAUGCCUGGAGAAUUCUAGUUACAAGCAUAGAAACUUGUUCAUUGAUCUACAGAGCGGGCUGGUCCCAUUGUUUUAGAACACCAUAGAACUGUGGUUGUUGUUUUUUUUAAAUUGUUUUUAUCUUCUUCCACUCACAGCUCUCUCAAGCACAUUUGUUACCUCAUAACUGAGAGAGACACAGAGAGAAUAUAUUUAUUUUGAAACAAUAUUAAAAGCCAAAUGCUGUAAUUUUGUAAACACUGUUUAGGAAUUAGAAAAUACUGCUCAGAUCAAACUCCACUGUGCCAUAAAAGCCAGUGAGUAUGGGUUCUUUUGUCAUUGGCACAAAAUGUUUCUUACAAGCCUUAGAAACAAUCGCUAAAAGCUAAGUUAUCACAUAAUCUGCUCCUGCAGACCAAGUUGCACAGGUGCUAAGUGACUGGUGCUUAGGCCUUUAUCACCCCAGUUCAGCAAUACAAAGUAUUAGAUAUGCCAAUCUCUCUGUUGGACCAACUUCAGUUGGCACAGGAGUAUGCAGACUUGCGAGUUAUACAGAGUUCUUCAUCCAGCAGAAUGGAAAGGAUGUGGAUGGAUAACACUCAUAAACAUUUAAACACUUCUGUUUGGUGAAAACAACAAGCCUGAAAGAUCUUACACAUUUUCUGUGACCCAUAAGGCACCUAUAUUGUCUUUGAAGCAAAGCAUUUAAACAUAUUCCUGGCCUGGUGGAACCAUAUGCACCUCUUAGGCAGAAAUCCUAUAGACAUUUACCUGGGAGUAAGUCCUACUAAGCUUUGAUGGACUCAUUUCUGAGUAGACGAAUGUAGGAUUGCACUGUCAAGCACUUCCUUCCUUAACUAAGACCAGUAAAUGGGAGCUUGAAUGCCCAGUUGGUGCCCCUAGCAUGCAGACUGCUUUCUACUGCCAGUUGUUUUCUUGUUAUGAAUAGCCAGCACAGUCUUUCCUCUAGCCAAACACAGUCCUGACAGGCAUCUUCGUCAGUAAAUUGCCUGAUCAAAGGCAAAGGCCUGGAGAACGAAGGUGGCAAAAACACCUUGCCAUUAAAGCUUUAUAUUUGACCCUCCUUUGAGAACAAAUUCUUCCCACUCCCAGAUAUUUUGUCCUCUUCAAAUAAUGUUGGCAGAUUUUUAACAGAUGUUACAAGAUGCUAGUCACAUUUCAGAUGUUUUCUUCACCAUUCACCAAUUAAAGUAUUCUAGCAAAAAA